Messenger RNA from Penicillium cinerascens, 240 nucleotides. RefSeq lists its product as uncharacterized. The record is from RefSeq and is a predicted model, not a curated record. The transcript is spliced from 2 exons. The coding region runs from base 1 to 240 and encodes 79 amino acids. Lineage: Eukaryota; Fungi; Ascomycota; Eurotiomycetes; Eurotiales; Aspergillaceae.
AUGGAAGACUACCUGGAAUUUUCCGGUCUUAUGUCUGCACACUUAUCGGUUUUGGCUUCAUUAUUGCCUCGAUCUCCAAAACGUGAUCCAUUGCACCUACAUACGGCGGGCAAUAUCAUCCACUCUCUGGGUUUGCCUCACCUCGAUACCGAAAGGCCCUCAGUUGCAUUACAUGCUAGUUGUCAGUAUUGGCAUGGCAAUCCGGGACAGCUUGUGGCUCCUACCUCAUGGGAACAAUAA